CUCUGGCAGUGUGUUCUCGCCGCCGUCGCCGUCGUCGUCGUCUCCGCUGCGUCUCCGUCUCGGCCGCCGUCGCCGCGCCGUAAAGCGUCUCGCCGGACGAUCUCGGGCGUCGCGACGUCGGCGACGCUGUCGUUUCGCGUAUUGCUCUCUCUUUCUCUAUUUUUCUCUCUCUUUCUCUUCGUCCGCGUCACCACGUGUUUACGUCUUUUGCUCUCUCUUUUCCUUCCUCUCUCGUCCCCUAUUUUCCUGUCGGCCGCUGGUUCGCGCGUUCUCACUCGGAGAAACUCUCUCCCGGCGAGAGAAAACAGUGUCGCGCGAAGAUCCGCGGAUCUCUCGAUUGGGAGGCGAACGACGACUACGACGACGACGACGACGACGACGACGACGACGACGACGACGACGACGACGUACCGCCGAUGUCUCGCCAUCGCGGCGCAUCGCCGCGUCGAGUGCGGCAGUCCUGAGCGCGCCUUUGUCCGCGUGGUGAAGAGCGCGCGGCUAGAUCAGGCCGCGAGAAUACUCUCCUCCGCGUCGUGUGUGGACAAGCACCGCGUGGAGAAAUAUUUAUAUCACCCUUUUCGCGCGCAGGAAUGCCGCGGAUUCUCUACCGCGACCGCCGAAGCCCGUGGUAACACCGCGCCGUGUUCUGCUGCUCCUUCUCAUCGUCAUCGUCGCCGUCGCCGUCAUCGAACGGGUCGCGAUUGCUUUCCGGUCGCUGGAUAAAGCCAGUUUUCGAAGUUGGUCGAUGUUUUAUGUAUGAACCGAACCGUAAAACUCGACACGCGCGGGAGAAGCUGGUUUACGAUCGUUGCGAAAGUUGAGCGGUUUAUUUGUUUAUCGGUAUAUAGGUGCUUUUGUUUAUCAUCGAAGAGGAUGCGAGAUCGUAGACCUGAGCGUCGCCGAGGAGGAGUAGGAGGAACGAAGUGAAACUCCGAGCGUGGAGUUACGUCGCGGGUUGAACGGCGUGACGAUGUCGGUGCGAUUCCCGAUAUAUUCUCAACAAUCAGAGAACGUACGAUCGGGGAAAAUUCGAUUGUCUCGGUGGGGAGGAACUGCGCGCAUGUGAUCGGUAUUAGUCGUAAUAAACGCGUUGUCCCUUUCGAGAAUAUCGCCACUUGGAAAUAUUGAGUUACAAAACAUCGCGUGACGGCCAGCGACAUAAAGAUAAUAUUUACUCACUCGUCGUACUUUCGAUUGUCAAGUGACGAAAAUACUCUGCGAGCGGCAAGCGCCGCCGCGAACGUUGGAUCUAGCAUAGGUAGAGAAAGAGAGAGAGAGAAAGAGGGAGAGAGAGAGGAACGUGUUGCCACGAACACACAACACAGAUACGCACAAAUACACACCGCGUCGUGCUGCUUUUCCUAAUCUUGGAUAAGAGAGACGAUCUACGACGCUCUUGCCCAGACACUUCGUUCCACCAACUUAUUUUUGCAGCCGGAGGAUCAUCGCGAAUGCGAGAAUCAUGUUGCGCCGCGACGACGCCGCGAGAUCGUUUUUCCUGGGGCGGCCUGCCGACAGACUGUGCCGAUAGUGAAUCUCCUACCUGGGCCGAUCGUACCGUGGCACGUGCGCUGGAAUGCAGAGCAAAAUGCAAACGCUCAGCGGACUCGCCUUCGGGAACGUGUUCAAGAAGAAGGCGAAUAAGGUGACGGGGGGACCACCGGUGGGCAAUGCGCCGCCUCCACCUACGCUCAUCAACAAAAUCAAGUACCAACCGGGCGGGCCUGUGAUCAAAAAGGACAAACGGCAGAGCAGCUCAAGGUUCAAUAUAUCGAAGAAUCGGGAGCUGCAGAAGCUGCCCCUGUUAACCGAAACACAACAGGGCAACGAGCGGGAGGAACUUUUCAUACAGAAGCUGCGGCAGUGCUGCGUGCUCUUCGACUUCGAGUCCGAUCCCCUAUCGGAUUUAAAAUGGAAAGAGGUGAAGCGCACCGCUCUCCACGAGAUGGUCGAGUAUGUAACCAAAAACAAAAACGUUAUUACCGAAGCGAUUUAUCCCGAAGCAGUGAAUAUGUUCGCCGUGAAUCUAUUCCGAACGUUACCGCCGUCAUCGAAUCCCAAUGGCGCCGAGUUCGAUCCCGAGGAGGACGAGCCGACGUUGGAGGCAGCCUGGCCUCACUUACAGCUCGUCUACGAGUUCUUCUUGCGACUGCUGGAGUCGCAGGACUUCCAGCCGUCCAUAGCAAAGCGCUACAUAGAUCAGAAGUUCGUGCUGCAGCUUCUGGAACUGUUUGACUCUGAAGACCCGCGGGAAAGGGACUUCCUCAAAACGACUCUGCACAGAAUCUAUGGGAAAUUCCUGGGCCUCAGAGCGUACAUUAGGAAACAAAUAAACAACGUUUUCUAUCGAUUCAUUUAUGAAACGGAACAUCACAACGGUAUCGCCGAAUUACUCGAGAUUUUAGGAAGUAUUAUUAACGGCUUCGCCCUGCCAUUGAAGGAAGAACACAAGGUAUUCUUGUUGAAAGUUCUGUUACCCUUGCAUAAAGCUAAGUCAUUGUCCGUGUAUCAUCCGCAACUGGCGUACUGCGUCGUCCAAUUUCUGGAAAAGGAUCCGUCGUUGACGGAGCCCGUGAUUAGGAAUCUAUUGAAAUUCUGGCCGAAAACACAUUCCCCGAAGGAAGUCAUGUUCUUGAACGAGCUCGAGGAGAUACUGGAUGUCAUUGAGCCGGCCGAAUUCCAAAAAGUCAUGGAUCCGUUGUUCAGGCAGUUAGCCAAAUGCGUGUCGUCGCCGCAUUUCCAAGUGGCGGAAAGAGCUCUCUAUUACUGGAACAAUGAGUACAUAAUGUCCCUGAUAUCGGACAAUUACGCAGUCAUCCUACCAAUCAUGUAUCCAGCUUUCUAUAGAAACUCCCGCAACCACUGGAACAAGACGAUCCACGGUCUGAUCUACAACGCCCUGAAACUGUUCAUGGAGAUGAAUCAAAAAGUAUUCGAUGAAUGUACAACACACUACUAUCACGAACGUCAAAGAGAGCGAAAGCUCAUGAAAGAUCGGGACGAAGCGUGGAUGCGCGUAGAGGCUCUCGCAAUGAGACAUCCGAAUUAUAAUCUGUCUAACAAAAACACAACGAACAAUUUGUACACUUCGCCGCAACACAUAGACAACUCGCCGCCCGACGAAGACGGCGAUACGGAUCAAACUCCGCUCACUUUGGAGAAGAUCGAGGCUAAGGCUAACGAGGUACGAUAUAGUUCUCUUGCUAUGUCGCAGUGUACAAAGAAUUUGCUCGAGGCGAAGAAAAUGACAAAUGUGAACAAAGUGAAACCGCUUUUACGAAGGAAGAGUGAUUUACCACAGGACUCGUACACGAUGCGAGCGUUGUCGGACCACAAACGCGCCGACGAAUACCUUGUCACGCCGCCAGAUCCUAACAAUUGCUAGUCUCUACCACACCCCCUUCCCAUGUAUCCUCUGUUUUGCUGUAGCAACAUCGGGAGUUAGCUUUCUUUCCGGGGGGAGAAACGGCGAUAACAUGAAUGAACGAAUAAUUCGGCUGUCAUCCAUGAUAAUCCCGACUGUUAAUUAAUAAUAUCGAAAUUAAUAAUACCGUAUAGUUAUUACAACAUGCAUCACAUUAUAAUUUUCUUUUAAUUGAGUGAGGCGGGGAGAGAGGGAGAAAGAGAAAAUUGUGUAUGUGUGUAUGUAUUUUCUCUCGAUAUGCGAACAUAUGCGAUUCUCAAAGAGACAGUGUAUAGAUAUUCGUAGGAGCUUACGGUAAUGACUACUUGUUCGUCAUAGAUGUCUGGUAUUUAUUUGUUCAUCAUAUGAGAAAGAAAAUCGCAAUCGACAGAAGACGUUGUAAUCACGCGACCCGCUAUGGGACGACACGAUGAGACGUAUAUGUAGCAUGCGAAAAAGGUCCUAAAUACAUUGUUCGUAGAAUCUCCACCGCCGGUGGCACUCGAAGGUGUGCUACACAUUCUGCUCUACAUCUUUCAAAUAAGAUAAUACAUGGAUAAUGUAAACGAUACUACGUAAACGAUACUACAAAUACCGCGGUUGUAACGGAUUUGGUAUAUUCUACAAGAGAUUUUAUAUAUAGGUGAGGUUGAAUCGCGCGAAGAAUGUGAUCGAAAUUGUAAAACCGUAAACGCUCGAUGUUGUAACCCACUAUUGUGCUAUACGAGCUUGUCGUGUUAAUACCUCUGCGAAUGACGUUCCCAUUUAUGUGCAAAAUGAUAUAUACAUAUAUAAUAAAUAAUAUACUUGCUUUAACACUACAGGCUCGUUGUAGUAAGAAAGCAAAAGAGAGAGAGAGAGAAAGAGAACAAAUAACGAUAUUGAAAGAGAAAUGAGAAAGAAAAAAAGAACAGAGAAAGAAUACACGCCAAUGUGCGUUAUCUUAGGAUGUAUAUCAUAGUGCUAUUUUAAAGAUAAUAGAUUGCUACGAAAAAAAAUAUCUGGAUACUUCUGAGUGUACUACUUUUAUAUCUGUUGUGCCUAGAUGCCUGUGGAAUGCAUUCACGAUAUAAUAAAGUAAAAGGAAAAAAAGAGGACGCCUCCGCGCGCGGGGCCUAUUACGAAUUGCGAACGGAAAGAUUAAGCAGCGAGUUUACAUGUGUCGCUUUGCCAAAUGUAAUCGAUAUUACAGAAUUUCAGUAAUGCUUGCAUGACACGUUGCGUUGUUAACUCAUUGAUCUUGAGGUUGAAUUGAAAGAUUAUACUGUUGCGGCCAACAGAUUAUAUCGGGAGGGAACGGAACUUUCGAAAAGUGACCGAAAGCGGAUUGAGAUUGAAACGCACUUUAGAUCCUUGCGCUGUUGGCAGACUGUUACGUUAAAUACUGUCGAGGAUACCUUGUUGAAAAUAGAUACGAUAAGCACUUAUAUUAAAGAGAAAAAGAUUAGAAAUUAAAGCUACGAAGAUAGAUAUAAAGAUUAUUUACUUAUUAAUUAUUCCUUCACGAGUGAGGAAUGGCCAUUUCAGCUAAUUGAUUAGUGGUAUAUAAAUAUCAUUACAAUUUAUUCUAUCAUUUUUAUUAUAGUUAACGAGACGAAUAUAAUGACAAAGAAAAAACAUAGGGUAAUAGUAACUCUGUAGUUAGCUGGUUGUACAUGCGGCAUGCCUUGAAUAGUUCAAUCCGAAUGCCAGCGUUUUCUCUAAAUUAGAUCGAUAAUAAUGAUAAUAAUAAUAAAUAAAUCGCGUGUUUCCUUGAACGUUACGUUGGAGGGUGGGGGAGGGGGGUGUUGAACACACAGAUCGGCAUAAUAGAGUCUCAGCAAGUUAUAUCUUUCUGAAGCGCAAAUAUAUUUCUUUUAUGGGGAAUUCUAAAAUAAUACAACUUCACACGUCGAGGCUUAUUGUGCCGGUCUGCGUGAAUUCUUAUUACUGUACGCCGCAUGCAGCAACUCGAAACACAAAAAUAAAAGUAAAAGAAAACAUCGAAUCAGAUAGUCACCGCGAAUGUGAAUGUGUGCGCCUGCAGAAGCUUAAGUCGAGCCGUAGAGAAACGAGAAAAAGAAUAAAUUAAACAUAAUAAUAGAGUAAUAAUAAUAUUAAUAAUAAUGAUAACGAUAAUUGAUAAUAAUAGUAAUAAUAAUAAAAGUAACGCAGUAAAAAGAAGAUAUGCCGGUCAUUUCAUAUGUAAUAAAGACACGUUAACCUUGCAUGCUACCGUGGGAGUUUUUUCAUACGUAAUAUACUGCGUGUAAAGCACUGUCUCAUUCGCGAUUGUGUAUUUUUUUAAGUGGAGAAUCCUAACGAGAAUCGAAGCCGCUGUGUGUUACGCGCGUGAUAUCUCGAUCACAGUUCGGACUCACUCUCAGUGGAGACGAUUUCGAGGAUGAAAAUUGAAAUGAAAAGGGGAAAAAGAGAAAACGAACGAACGGAGAACUGACAUCGGUUUCAAUUCUCGAGUUCAAGUCGCCGGGAAUCAGAGUCGAGAGAACAUCUCGCCCGUCACCGUACGCGAAACUGUGAAAAGGAGCUAUUUGAAAAAUCCUCAAUCAAAUAGAUCCACGCUCUCUUUUCGAUUCACGAGUCCGGUAAGGGGAAACCUCGUCGAACAGAGCUUGUAAUUUCAUGUACCUGUAUAUACCAUGUAAAUAAUACACAUUAAUUUUUCCAUA
Molecule: messenger RNA, 6072 nt
Organism: Odontomachus brunneus
Lineage: Eukaryota; Metazoa; Arthropoda; Insecta; Hymenoptera; Formicidae
Product: serine/threonine-protein phosphatase 2A 56 kDa regulatory subunit gamma isoform-like
Exons: 9
Coding region: 1577-3385 (602 amino acids)
Biological process (GO): signal transduction; protein dephosphorylation
Cellular component (GO): cytosol; nucleus; protein phosphatase type 2A complex
Molecular function (GO): protein phosphatase activator activity
Source: RefSeq, a predicted model, not a curated record